Seriola aureovittata is the source of this 5496-nucleotide messenger RNA. Its product is annotated as ankyrin repeat and SOCS box protein 15-like. The record is from RefSeq and is a predicted model, not a curated record. Gene Ontology annotation, molecular function: protein binding. Gene Ontology annotation, biological process: intracellular signal transduction. The transcript is spliced from 9 exons. The coding region runs from base 2971 to 4698 and encodes 575 amino acids. NCBI's taxonomy places the organism in Eukaryota, Metazoa, Chordata, Actinopteri, Carangiformes, Carangidae. Gene Ontology annotation, cellular component: cytoplasm.
UUAAUGAAUGAUAAUAAAUGAAAUAAUAUUGUACAAUACAUAGAUAUAUACAUAUGGUGUAUAUAAGAGAAACAGUCCGUCGAACUAAUAGUUAUUGUACUAAUUAUGAGCAAUGUUUUCAUUCCAGGCUUCAUGAGGGCCGUCGCCAUGUUGGGCUCUGGUAAUUUAGCUCCACUAUCAUUCCCAACAGGACUUGUCCAAUUAAUUAAACAUCACUGAAGAUAUACAGCAGUUAUUAAAAAGAGAAUUUGUGCAGUUAUCUGUGGGUAAAUGCAACAACAGCCUAUUAGAAAUUUCUUUUAGGACUUUUUUGUUGAUUGGAACCCUCUGAACUUUUGAUAAUAUGGAUGGUAUUAUAGUUGUUUUAUCAAUUUUCUAAGUGUACUGUAUCUUAAAAUAAUCAGGAGCCCAUAUUGUAUUUACAUCAAAACAGGUUCCCCCUUCUCUACCCAUUCUUCCUGUCCAUACCAGUCAUUGGAAAAAUCCCCUCAUAAUAAGAUUUGAAUGUAAGUAAUGGAGGAACAGUUACAAAAAAGGGGGAACUUUUGCUCGAAAAAAUAUGUAAAUUUUGAAAAAUUCUCUCCAUUACCACAAUCAACUUGAACAAAUACACCUUUUAAGUUAGGAUAAAUGGAAGAACUUUAAAAGAUGGCUGUGUCAAGAAUGAGAACCGGCCUUAUUUUAGUCGUUUCACAGCCUCUCUUUGUGGAUGUUGACGUAUAGGAGCUUUACGUUGAGCUGUACGCUGCUAUUUCAGUCGGGGAGCCAGAGGAGACGACAUGGCGGCCCCUGUAAAGCUCAACUAAUCUGCUGCUGGACAUCUGCUGGAUCCUCAGGGAUCACACAACCAGCAGCAGAGCAGGAGGACCGGGCCCCUGUGUAAACCUGUCACACACAGGUGUUCAUUUAGCAGUGGCCUGCUUGUCAUGUUAGCAGUUUUUCAGGAUCACAUUUAGACACUUACAUACACAGUGGGAGCUGACUGGUUAACACAUCAGGACUCUUUUGUCCUAUUUUUAACUUGGGAUUUGGUCCCUCUGGUCUCAUAUGAUUCUUACUUGAUUGAGUCUAAAGAUUAUGUGGUUGUUGUGCAUGUGGUUUUACAGUAAAAUGGAAAAGGAUCUGAUGCAAUAUGGUAGGUUACAAAACAUGCGGGACCAGUUACGCAAUGAGAUUUCGAUAUGGAAGAGGAAUAAGACAAAUAAGUAUGCAGAAUAAUAAUAUAUACCUUCAAUGCUAUUGCAUUACAGACACAUAACCAGGCAAGAGCAAAGUCAAAAACAAUUUAAACCAAGCAGAUGAAAGUCUUUGAAAGUCAAUAAGUCUAAUAACAGAAAACAAGACCACAGCAUUAAAAAAAAAUCGUCCCAGGAAACAAUUACAAAACUGUUUCCUCAUAAAAGAAGAUUUAGAGCCUGGCAGAGACCCCUGCUGUCACCUGGUUGCCCAGUUUUCCUGCAGCAUUUUAUGGGACCAUCAUCUCGUAUUUCUCAGACAAAGCAGCAGUGGAGGAAAAAAUAGACCCGAUUGAUUUUGCUUUCCACGAACCAAUGGACGGUGACCUCGUUGGCUGCAUGGGUCCACAGCCUAAGCCCCAGAUGCUUAUGGGAUCUUGAAUGCGAGAUUCCCGCCAAACACGCCAAAGACCUGGCUUAGCUCACACAAUAGCACACGUAACAUGGCUAUAUUUAAGAGCAGCAGGCCAGGUGUCGUCCAACACGCCCCCUCGCUGUGUCUCAGCAGCCAGGACUGCCAGGCAUCUGAAAAGAGGACACACCUAAAUAUAAAAACUCUCUGAGCUGUUAGCAAAGUUUGAACCCAUCAGCGAGUGCUGCUAACAUACCUCACAGGUGAGAAUUUUUGGGUUUAUCUGCAAAGACAUUCAGGUAUUUGAUUUAUUAGAUAAAAGAUCUGGCUGGAUGCUGGCCAGAUCAGGAUUUUUGUGGCGGGGGGGGGGUCUGCUGAAGUGAAUUUGUUUUCCAGGAUUUGUGCAUUUUUUUCUGUCUGCAAACGGUGGACAUAAUAACAUGAACACAACAUGGUCUGCAAUCUAAUGUUUGUUUUGUUGUCAUUCAUCAUUCUGUGUUUUUUAUUCAUUUAUUUUGCACUGGCAUGUAAUUGAUGUUUUCUUGGUGUGUUUUUAGUGAAUCAAACAUCCAUUACUUUUUACGUAAUGCUUUAUCUUAAGAGUCUGUAAUUCUGGAACAAUUACCUGAUUAGUUUCUGUGGAAUUUGCUAUUAAUUACUGGAAAAACAGAGUUUCCUGCAAAGUUAAAAGCCAAGAAAAGGUUCAUUCAUUAGUUAUUAAUAACUUCAAACUGUAUUCUUGACCUAUCGGCUUGACUGUGGACAAAUUUCACAUAUUUACACACUCAGCUGACCUGCUGCGCUGUGACUAUACUCUCUGGGCUACACUAGGAUUUAAUUGGAAUUCAUGAAUUGGAAGUGGACAAGUUCAACACAGUCUCCAUUUUCAUCAAUUAUGUCAGAAUGAUGCUGUUUUCAGUUCUAGUGAAUAGUUUAGUAAGUAAUUGAUAUUACACUGUCAUUUAAUAUAAACAGUAAACUUAAUGUGGUGUUAAUGUGACAUAUAUGGCAGAGUCUGCUUGUUUGAAUCUGGUAAUCUUAAUUUUAGACGAAAGACAAAAAUGAAAGUGGAACAUUUUGCAGCUAAUGAGUGAGAUGUUUUCAAGAGUUAGUGGGUGGAGACCUAAACAGAAUACAAUUCUGUUUCUGCUGCUGUAAGCUAACAUGUUAGCUAACACAAGUUGUGUUGUCUGCUGCCCCCAAGUGGCUGAAAAUGAAUUAAUGUAACUUUAAGAGUAGAUGAUUUCUCGUUAAUGUGCUCAGAAAUGCAUGACCACCGGUUUGGUCUUUGAAAUUCAAAAUUAAAGUCUUGAAUUUUGGAAAUACGGACUGUCAUCCAGCUGUUUAUGAACUAACUGGAAUCAUUUACUUUCCUGCAAAGUGAUGAACACUUAUGAAGAAUAUGGUGAAGAGGAGCUCAAUGACUAUAUCAUCCAGCUGAGUAUUCAAGACUCCUGCCAGGAUGCCUUUCUAAAAUCUGCAGCCAGUUUAGCAGCAGUGACGGAUGAAAACCUGAGAGUCCUGGCCGCCAUCGAGCAAGGUGAAGUGUUGGUGCUCAGGGAGAUGCUGUGUCACACCUUCGCCUUCGGGGAGUCGGACAGUCGCGGCUGGCUUCCCCUCCAUCGAGCUGCAUCGCAGCCGGUCCUGGAGGUUCUGGAGACUGUCCUGAGAUUGGCGGCUCAGGGGCUCAGCCUGGAGGAGAGGACGGCCGUGGGGGGAGAGACACCGCUGACACUGGCUGUUAAAGCCGGACUGGUGGAGAACGUGAAGAGCCUGCUGGUGCACGGAGCCUCGCCUCACAACACCAACAGCAAGAACGAGUCGCCGCUGCUGCUGGCGGUGAGGGCCGGCUCUUACGAGAUGACGUCUGCUCUGGUGGCUCACGGCGCCUGGGUGGAGCAGGUGUGCCGGAAGAGGUGGACGGCCAUGCACGAGGUGGCCAAAGUCGGCAGCGUGGAUAUCCUGAUGCUCCUGCUCAGGAACGGUGGCCGGAUAAACCAGAAGGACGUGACGGGAGUGACGCCACUCGCCGUGGCGGCAGAGCAUGGACACUUCCACAUCGCUGAGAUUUUGCUGAACUGUGGUAGCAGAGUGAACUCUCAGGCCUGUAACGGGGAAAGCGUCCUGCUGGAUGCGGCCGGAUCAGGAAACACUGACUGUAUUAAACUGCUGCUGAACAAUGGAGCCAACCCCAACCUCCCCAGCAUCACCGGACACCUGCCCAUCCACAAGGCCGCGUACGCCGGACACUAUGAUGCUUUGAAGAUGCUGAUACCUCUGACCGAUAGGAAGGCCAUUAAGGAGGCAGGUCAGAGCCCAGUGCACUCUGCAGCGGAGGGAGGUCAGAGCUGCUGCCUGCAGCUGCUGCUCGCCUGCGGCUUCGACGUCAACUCCUGCAUGAACACCAGAAACUCUGAAAACUACCGGGACAUGAGGAGGAGCGCCUUGUACUUCGCUGUCUCCAACGGGGACGAGGUCUGCACCAAAAUACUGCUGGAGGCCGGAGCGAAAACAAACCUGGACCCGCUGCUCUGCCUCCUGGUGGCGGUCCGGUCCGGGCGUUAUGAGAUAGUGAAGCUGCUGCUGGCGGCCAGAGCAGAUGUGAACUGUUACUUCACGGUGGUGAGCGACACGGUGUUUCCCACAGCGCUGCAGUACUGCCUGAAGGACGAGGUGAUGAUGAGGCUGCUGCUCAACAACGGCUACGAGGUGGAGAGCUGCUUCCACUGUCACCAUGACAAAGCUUUCGAUGCUACGGAUGAUGUGGAUGGAAAAAUCCCAUUCUGCGAGUUCAUGAGUCUCUGCUGCCUCAAGCAUCUGUCCGGGAGCGUGGUCCAGAUUCUGCUGGACUACGUCAACCACAUCCACAUCUGCUCCAAACUCAGACUGAUCCUGGAGAAACAGAAAGAGUGGCCCGAUAUAUGUGAAAUCCUCAGCAGCCCUCGCUCCCUCAGGCACCUCUGCAGGCUGAACAUCAGGAGCCGUUUGACCUUGAAGAGACUCAACAACCAUGAAAUCAUGAACUCGCACGUGUUCCCUCCCAGACUGAAGAACUUCAUACUGUACCAGGAGCUCGACCUCUACAACCGGGACCCUGAACGCAUCAUGUGAAGAGUCCUGCGUGUUUUUAAGGAAUGUAACUAUUUUAAAAUCUUUGCAAUCUCUAUUUCUAUUAAACAUAUCAAUAUUUUUAAAGUACAAUUUAUAAUAGAUUGUGUUUUUACAGAAAAUGUAAAUAUUAGAUACAUAAUAGGUGCUUUUUUUUAAAUAACAUUUCAACCCAUCUACUGCAUGUCAAGUGUACUUUACAGUUUUUUCCUCCAUAUUCAUUGAUUCUGAAUCGAUUCUUAAUUUAACAGCAAUUAAAACGAUUCCAAUUCCACUUGCAAUUGUUUUUGAAAUAUCAACAUUUAAUGCAAGAAGCUCUAAAAUCACCAUUUUACAUAUUACAAGACAAAACCAACUCUGAGCCGCAGAGCUCCACUCUUCAUAAAAACUAUCAAAAACACGUAAUUGAGCCGAACUGUUGUAACAGGCGACAUGUUUCUUCAUCACCAUGAACACGCACUAAAGCACCAAAUGUGGAUUAAUCCGCCGCUAAAAAUAGUCCCAGACGAAUGUACUAUUUCAUCAUGUUUGAGCAACUGUUGCUAAAAACUACAGGGACAGACUGUGUUAUGAAAUAACUUUACAUUUGUGAUGCGUUUUAAAAGUUUGGUCGUCCAAUCGGCCUGGAAAACUUUAGUUUUCCUCUCCAUAUGUAUGAAUGUAAAUCCUUUUAGUUUCAGUGCUGAUCGCCUUAUUGAUUGUUGAGUAUUGUUCACCUGAUGCAUCUCAUGUCAAUGGAGGUUCAACGCUCGUGUGAUCUGACGACUCAUCUGCAAUAACUGCAUUAAAUGUGAAGCUUCA